Molecule: messenger RNA, 2088 nt
Organism: Eruca vesicaria subsp. sativa (arugula)
Lineage: Eukaryota; Viridiplantae; Streptophyta; Magnoliopsida; Brassicales; Brassicaceae
Source: the annotation of a GenBank genome assembly
AUGGGGUUUAACUUUAGGGAUAAAUCAUGGAUUUUUCUGUGGAUUCUUUGUUGUUCAUCGUUGAUUUAUUCAGUCAAAUCAACAGUAACUUACGAUCAUAAAGCUGUGAUCAUCAAUGGUCAGAGAAGGAUCCUUCUAUCUGGCUCCAUUCACUACCCAAGAAGCACACCUGAGAUGUGGCCUGGUCUUAUACAGAAGGCCAAAGAAGGAGGCCUGGAUUAUAAUUUUGAGGAAAGAUAUGAUCUGGUUAAGUUCAUCAAGCUGGUACAACAAGCUGGUCUCUACGUUCAUCUCAGAAUUGGUCCUUACGUUUGUGCUGAAUGGAACUUUGGAGGGGUUCCUGUUUGGCUUAAAUAUGUUCCCGGUAUGGCUUUUAGGACCGACAAUGAACCUUUCAAGGCUGCAAUGCAAAAAUUCACUGAGAAGAUUGUGGGGAUGAUGAAACAAGAAAAAUUGUUUGAGACCCAAGGAGGACCCAUCAUUCUGUCACAGAUAGAGAAUGAGUAUGGACCAGUAGAGUGGGAGAUAGGAGCACCAGGGAAGGCAUACACAAAAUGGGCAGCUCAAAUGGCAGAAGGACUCUCUACAGGUGUCCCAUGGAUUAUGUGCAAGCAAGAUGAAGAUGUUCCUGACUCCAUUAUAAACACAUGCAAUGGCUUUUACUGUGAGGAUUUUAAACCAAAGUCAGACAACAAGCCAAAGAUGUGGACUGAAAACUGGACUAGUUGGUUAACUGAGUUUGGAGGUGCGGUACCAUAUAGACCAGCUGAAGACAUCGCCUUCUCCGUGGCUCGCUUCAUACACAACGGUGGCUCCUUCAUGAAUUACUAUGUGUACCACGGAGGAACAAACUUCGAUAGAACAGCUGGUCAAUUCAUCGCUACUAGCUAUGACUACGACGCUCCUCUUGAUGAAUAUGGGUUACCGAGAGAACCUAAGUAUAGUCACUUGACAAAGUUACAUAAGGUCAUCAAGCUAUGUGAGCCAGCUUUGGUCUCUGUUGAUCCUACAGUCACAUGGCUAGGCGACAAACUAGAAGCUCAUGUUUUCAAGUCCAAGUCAUCUUGCGCUGCAUUUCUCUCAAACUACAACGAUAGUUCUGCUGCAAGAGUCUCCUUCGGAGGAUCAACAUAUGAUCUGCCUCCUUGGUCUGUCAGUAUACUACCUGACUGCAAAACCGAGUAUUACAACACUGCAAAGGUACAGGUCCUUAAACCAAGCAUACCCAUGAAGAUGGUUCCCACAAACACAAAACUAUCAUGGGGAUCAUACAACGAAGAGAUUCCUUCUCCAAAUGAUAAUGGUACGUUUUCCCAAGAUGGGCUUGUGGAACAGAUAAGCAUGACCAGAGACAAGACAGACUAUCUAUGGUAUCUUGCAGAUGUUAUGAUCAGUGCUGAUGAGAAGUUCUUGAAGACUGGUGAAGACCCUCUUCUUACUAUUGACUCAGCUGGUCAUGCUCUUAGUGUAUUUGUUAAUGGACAGCUUGCAGGAACUGCUUAUGGAUCACUGGAGAACCCAAAGCUAAAAUUUAGUCAGAAGAUCAAACUACAUGCAGGAGUCAACAAACUUGCCCUGUUGAGUAUAGCAGCUGGUCUCCCGAACGUUGGCUUGCGUUAUGAGACUUGGAAUAUUGGGGUUCUUGGUCCAGUUACACUGAAGGGAGUUAACUCCGGAACAUGGGACUUGUCUAAGUGGAAAUGGUCCUACAAGAUUGGUACCAAGGGUGAGGCUCUUAGUCUUCAUACCGGGAGUUCCACCGUGGAAUGGAAAGAAGGAUCAUUAUUGGCCAAGAAACAACCUUUGACUUGGUAUAAGUCUACUUUUGACACACCAUCAGGCAAUGAACCAUUGGCUUUGGACAUGAGCACAAUGGGGAAAGGCCAAGUUUGGAUAAAUGGGAAGAACAUUGGACGACACUGGCCUGCAUAUACAGCUCGUGGGAAAUGCGAACGAUGCAGCUAUGCUGGAACUUUCACUGAGAAGAAAUGUUUGAGUAACUGUGGAGAAGCUUCUCAAAGAUGGUACCAUGUGCCUCGCUCGUGGCUGAAACCGUCUGCAAACCUUAUAGUUGUACUUGAAGAGUGA